This is a messenger RNA of Paramecium sonneborni, 844 nucleotides long. NCBI's taxonomy places the organism in Eukaryota, Ciliophora, Oligohymenophorea, Peniculida, Parameciidae. The record is from the annotation of a GenBank genome assembly.
UUUUUCCUAUAUGAAUUCUCAUGUUUAUCUGACAAAGCACUAAAUACAUGAAAUGUUUGUAGAUUCAAACUAAGCUUUAGCUUCUCCUUCCUUCGUUGAACCAAAUUCCCCUCAAGCAAAAGAAGUAUUUGAUUUUUAAAAUGAUUACUUAGAAAAGAUAUUUCUUCCAUGAAGAAGUUAUAAGUCCAUCUAAGAAAGAUGAUAAGUCAACCGAAAAUUAUUCAAACAGGAAAAUCAGUUAAGAUUCUAUUUUCGAUUCGAAAGUAGAGAUGAAAUUAAGUAAUGCUUACAUCUUGACAGAUUAGCUAAUAAUUAAUUAUGUUUCGUAAACUUGUUAGAGCAAUAGAAUAAAGAUAAGGAUAAAGAAACUAUCAUUAAGUUGCAAUAAUAACUAUCUCAAUAAUCUUAAGUGAUUUUAAGUUUAUAAAGUAAAGUUAUCCAUUAUUUAGAUUAAAUAUAAAUUUUGAAAGACUCAAAUAAGAAAUAUUAAACCAAUAUUUCAGAACUUCUUAUUUAGAUUAGAAAGUUAGAGAAAGAAAAUCAAUUUUUCUAAGAUUAACUAUUAAAAAAUAGAUUAAGUUUAUAAGAUUAAAUCAAAUAGCAAUAAUAAAUAAGAAUAGAUAUGGAAAACACAAAAAUCUAAUUAUUAAAUAAGGAUUCGAUGAUUGAAUCUCUCCACAUGCAAUUAUCUACUUUUCGAUAAGAUUAAAACAAAAGUAGAAUUGGUAGAAGUCCCAAUAGAAUUGUUGAGUAAAUAGUCAAUUGUCAUCAUCCCUCAAUCUCUUAUGUCAAUUAUAGAAUUGCUCCUCAAAGAUCACAUUCUAGUAAUAUGAAGAAUUUUUGA